UAUUCACAAAAUGGCGGCCUCCUUCAAGAAAACCGUGAUAAAAUCAACACCACGUGUUGGCGAAAAUGUCACCUCCGACACGAAUUACUGGAAAAAUUUAGAGGUACCUGUGACGAAAAAGGAGUUUGGUGCCAUCACACACAUAGAGUUCAGUCCUUCUGAACCACACAGUUUCGCCGUAACAAAUUCAACCAGAGUUCAAAUCUACAGUUCAAAGUCACUACAGAUUCUUAAAACCAUCAGUCGAUUCAAGGAUUUAGCAUACAGUGGGAGUUUCCGUGACGACGGCAAACUGUUGGUUGGAGGUGGUGAAGAAGGUCUUAUUCGCCUCUUCGAUGUUGAAGGACGAGCAUUGCUCAGGGUUUUCAAAGGACAUUCGGGACCUGUGCAUGUGACCAAAUUCCUGCGUGAUCGCGUCCGCCUGUUUUCAGGAGCUGAUGACAACAGUGUGGCAGUGUGGGACAUACCUCGUGAAGCUCAGAUCACCACGUACAAAGAACAUCAGGACUAUGUACGAUGUGGUGUUCCCAGUCUCUCCAGCAAUGAUAUUCUUCUCACAGGUUCCUAUGACCACAAGGUGAAGAUGUAUGACAGCCGUAUCGGGGAGAGUGUACUGACGGUGGAUCACGGUCAUCCGGUAGAAGAUGUUCUCAUGUUUCCUACAGGGGGCGUCUUUAUAUCCGCAGGUGGAAAUGUUGUCAAGGUUUGGGAUGCUCUGUCUGGUGGCCGGCUACUGACAACACUUUGUAACCAUCAUAAACAGGUCAUGUCCCUGGCCUUUUGUAGUAACUACCAACGUCUCCUGUCAGCGUCUCUCGACAGACAUGUGAAAAUCUAUGACUUGAGUUCUUACCAAGUUGUACAUACACUGGAUUACCCUGGAACCCUCACAGCUGUCGCCGUCUCUCCUGAUGACAACUUACUGGUAGUAGGAACAGCGGAAGGUUUGGUGUCCAUACAGAAAAGGAAACCAGAAGAUGAAGUGAUACAGAAGAAAAAGAAAAACCAGAAUAGCAGAUUUGGUCUGAAAGGAAAAACCCAUAUUCCACAGGAGGAUGACCACCAUGUAGAACACAAGAGGAAAGACCACCUUACCAAAUACGACAAGUUCCUGAAGAAGUUUGAGUACAGCAGGGCUCUGGAUGCUGCUAUGCAUUGGACGGUCCGACAUCCGAAUCCGGAUGUUACACUCUCUGUCCUCCAGGAGCUUAUAAGAAGAGAAGGAAUCCGAUCGGCAUUGGCAGGCAGGGAUGAGAAAUCCCUCUCCCAUCUCCUCAGAUUCAUAGAGAAAAACAUUCACAAGCCCAGAUAUAUGAAUACAUUAACUGACAUAAUGGCACUGUUACUCGAAAUGCACAAAGGACUAAUUGACCAGUCACACGACCUUGGUGCCCUCCUGAAGCGUGUUAACCUUGUUGUACAACGUGAAGUGGCACUGAUGAAGCAACUCUACGAGGUGAUGGGGACAAUGGACACGCUGUUUGCAGCAGCCACAUCACAACAGACCAAUCAGACGAUAGAGCUAGGAAGCCUGGCUGUUGAUAAGAUGACACCAUCAUUAACUGCCCAAUCAGUGUCAACCUGAGAAAUGAAAGUACAGUGAACUUGUCAUCAGCUGGUGUUUACAACAAAAUGUGCUUCAACUCUUAAAGUAGUGAUUGCUGUGCAAUAAUUGGUAAUAUGUUGCGUCAGUCUUCAUGGAAAUUGCCACAGCAUCAUGUGUUCCACUAAUGUCACAAAGUCUGUACUAUCUGGAUAAUCCUUAUAUUAAACUCUUGUGUGGAACUCAAAACAUUCUGAGAUUAAUAUAAAGAUCAGGUAUAUUUCAAAAUGUUUUAUCUUAAGGGUUUGAAUGCAUCGUCCCCAUGGAAAUUUUGUAUUUAAUUUUUCCUAACUUUGCAUUCAAAAGUCUGAUAUAUUCUAUACUAGCACCACAAUGAUCUGUCCGAGUGACAGAUUCUUCAGAUAGCAUGUCUUUAAAUUUAAGACUGUUUAGUGCAAGUACAUGUGAUAACAAGUAUUUAAAAAAAGGACUUAAAAUGAUGGUGCUUAUGAGUGGUGGGAUAGUAGUCUUGUAUGGCAUUGGUAUCAUUUUGGUAUGUGCUUUGGUUGAGAGAGAUGGACUGUGUGUCUGUUGAGAGGGAGAAAGAUGAUGUGUCUGUUGAGAGGGAGAAAGACAUGUGUUUUAGAGAGAUUGGUCACAUCUCUCGUGUUGAGAUGGAGAGAGAUGAAAUGUGUUUGGAGAGAUUGGUCACAUCUCUCGUGUUGAGAUGGAGAGAGAUGAAGUGUACUGCCUGUGUGUUUUUCGUGGUUGGAGGGAGAAAGUGUGUGAGGAUAUUUGACCAAUUGUGUGACCAGUAUAAAUAUGUGAAAAAUAAAUGAACAGAAAACUAUAA
Molecule: messenger RNA, 2396 nt
Organism: Pecten maximus
Lineage: Eukaryota; Metazoa; Mollusca; Bivalvia; Pectinida; Pectinidae
Product: U3 small nucleolar RNA-associated protein 15 homolog
Exons: 13
Coding region: 11-1585 (524 amino acids)
Biological process (GO): positive regulation of transcription by RNA polymerase I; rRNA processing
Cellular component (GO): nucleolus
Molecular function (GO): protein binding
Source: RefSeq, a predicted model, not a curated record